This is a messenger RNA of Leptonychotes weddellii (Weddell seal), 1704 nucleotides long. RefSeq names its product mitochondrial ribosomal protein S18A (gene MRPS18A). Gene Ontology annotation, biological process: mitochondrial translation. The record is from RefSeq and is a predicted model, not a curated record. Lineage: Eukaryota; Metazoa; Chordata; Mammalia; Carnivora; Phocidae. Gene Ontology annotation, cellular component: ribosome; mitochondrial small ribosomal subunit. Gene Ontology annotation, molecular function: structural constituent of ribosome; small ribosomal subunit rRNA binding.
GCGGAAGUGCACAAGAGGUCACCGUUGGUUUUCAAGAUGGCGGCCCUCAAUGUGCUGGUGUAUCCCUCUGGACGGCUGCUCCGAGGGCUCCUGGCUGGCCCGAUCGCGACCAGCUGGGCUCGGCUUCCAGCUCGCGGGUUCAGGGAAGUGGUGGAGAUCCAAGAAGGGAAGACGACUACAAUCGAAGGCCGGUUAACGGGGACUCCCAAGGAAAGCCCAAACCCCCCUAACCCCUCUGGCCAGUGCCCCAUCUGCCGGUGGAACCUGAAGCACAAGUAUGGCUAUGAGGAUGUUCUGCUGCUCAGUCAGUUCCUCCGGCCUUGUGGAGGCAUGCUGCCUCGAAGGAUCACAGGCCUGUGCCAGGAAGAACACCGUAAGAUUGAGGAGUGCGUGAAGAUGGCCCACCGAGCAGGUCUCUUCCCAAAUCACAGGCCUCAGCUUCCUGAAGGAUUUGUUCCGAAGAGCAAACCCCAACUCAACCGGUACCUGACGCGCUGGUCUCCACGCUCUGUCAAGCCCAUCUAUAAUAAAGGCCACCGCUGGAACAAAGUGCGCAUGGCCGUGGGGUCACCCCUCCUGAAAGACAACGUCUCCUACUCAAGAAAGCCUCUGAUGCUGUAUCACUGACUGGGAGCAGGGCUCCCGGAGAACGUGACCAGAGUGCCCGCACUCCAGCCCCAUCCCGCCACGGUGGCCCAGCUCCUCCGGCAGGUGCAAGAGGCGGUGGGACCGACUUCAGUGUCCCCAGCCCGCCUGGCAACAGCACCGGGAAGAUGGCUGGGUCCCUGAGCAGCAGCAGUGGUCUCAUGACCGCCGUGGGCCGUGUUCAGUGCGGGGGAACAGGAGUUCUCCCCAAUGUCAUAAACCAGGCUCAUGGACUCUUGCCACUGGGUGUGUGCUUGCUGCCUGGGAAGUGCAGGGGGCUUGAGCCCAUUUCUAGCCAGUUCUUGAGCACUGAGUCACUCAUCUCUUGUGAUAGGCCACAUGAAUGCCACCAGACGAAGUUUCCGGGCCAAGUGGGUUCCCAUGCCCUGUGUUGACAAGCCCUCAGCUCUUCAGCUUCCUCCGAGGACUCCUGGCUGUCCCCGCCUCCCCCAGCCCCUUCCACCCACCAUCAUCUCCCUCAUGAGCACAUUCCAGCCCUCCACUGCUUGCUCUAGAGCUGGGUCCCCUGGCACAGCGGCCUGUCCUCAGAGCCUGGACACACCAGACGGGAUCAGAGGUGUGGAGAAGCAGCGGGACAGAACAAACAGACCAAAUUCACAGCCAUUUAUGAAAGUAACAUUUAGACUCUAAUACACUCCCCCUGGCCGGCCCCUGCUACAGCAUAAAGGGGAGGUCUAUGUUCUUCUCGCCGGUGCCCACGUAGAUCGAGCCACAGCUCUUGGUGCGGGGAGCAUGGAAGAAGGUGAGGCCUGGCCAGAGUAAGCUGCGCAGCACCACCAGGGCGUUGCCCCUCUCCAUCUGGAUGCUCCAGGACCCUGGGAGGAGGCGGACAGGAGGGGAGGCCUGAGUGCUGGGGAGCCACAGCUCUGCCCUCUGCAGAGGCCCCCCAGCCCCUUGGGCAGCCUGGCCGGGGUGCUACGGUUCCACUGGGAAAGGGAAGACAAUUUAAUUAUCCGGCACUUACUCCUCCUGAUUGCCUUUUAGCCGUUUCACUGCUCAUUAAAACCACUUCCAGAGGGAGGGCAAAGGAAAUGAAAA